Metopolophium dirhodum (rose-grain aphid) is the source of this 651-nucleotide messenger RNA. RefSeq lists its product as uncharacterized. The record is from RefSeq and is a predicted model, not a curated record. Bases 1 to 651 code for a protein of 216 amino acids. The transcript has 5 exons. NCBI's taxonomy places the organism in Eukaryota, Metazoa, Arthropoda, Insecta, Hemiptera, Aphididae.
AUGCCAUACCUGUUGAACAAUUUCAAAUCUUCUCUAGGUAGUUGUGAUAAAAAACAAGACGAAACUUUUUUCAAUCCGUUCAAUGACUUAGAAAUGGAUGAUGUAACUGUGGACUCUGAACAAAUUGAAAGACAAGAUGAAAUUGUUCUCAAUGUCUUAGAUGUGGAUGAUAUAACUGUUGACUUGGAGCAAAUUAGAAAAGAAGAUGAAACUGUUAUCAAUAUCUUAAAUGUGGAUGAUGUAGCUGUUGAUUUAGAUAAAAUUGAAAAACAAGAUGAAGCUGUGCUCAAUGACUUAGAAAUGAAUGGCGAUCCUGUUGUAUUCACUAAAAUAGAAAAACUCACUCCAGAUCUUGUAGAGUUUUUUUUCAAAAAAGGACCUUCACAGCCUAUGCCAAAGUAUCUACCGGACAAACACUUUCCAAAGGACAAGAUCAAUCGGUCUUUUCACGAAUCUUGGUAUUGGAAAGGUGAUGGAAGUGUAACGAAACGAAAAUGGUUGUCUUACUCUAUAAAAAUUGAUAAAGCAUUUUGCCAUUAUUGUGUUUUAUUUAAAACAAAACAAUCUAACUGUCAUUGGACAAAACAUGGAUUCAAUUUAUGGAAAAAUGGGCCUGCCAAAAUAAUUAUGCAUUUAUUUGAAUUGAAUUAA